Messenger RNA from Exophiala bonariae, 606 nucleotides. RefSeq lists its product as uncharacterized. The transcript is spliced from 2 exons. NCBI's taxonomy places the organism in Eukaryota, Fungi, Ascomycota, Eurotiomycetes, Chaetothyriales, Herpotrichiellaceae. The coding region runs from base 1 to 606 and encodes 201 amino acids. The record is from RefSeq and is a predicted model, not a curated record.
AUGGCAUUGCCAGACCAUUCUGCUGACACCAGUUGCAUCCCUGAUGUGCUCAUACCCUUCUUACAAAUCAUCGAGGUUGAUCCGCGACCCCUCGUGGUCAUGACUUGUGGAAUCGCAGGAGCCGGCAAAUCCACGCUCGCCAAAGCCAUCGCAAGUAACACGACAACCACAAUCCCACCAUUCACGCGCCUCUCAGUCGACACGAUCCUCCACGCGCAGCACGGACUGUACAAGAUCAACUACCCGGCCAGAGAGUACGGCACACACCUGACCAACGCGGCGGCAACCUUCCACUCGGAAACGAUCCGCCUACUACAAACAACCCCGCCUACGAACCUGGUUCUCGACCGGUCCUUCUACGCGAAAGAAGACCGCGACGAAUACCGCGCGCUGGCGGAGCAAGCCGGCGCGCGCGUCGUGCUGGUCUACCUGAAAGCCUCGAGGGAGGUGCUGUGGCGCCGCAUCUGUGCGAGGAAGGCGAGGGCGGAGACCGAGGGCAGGGAUGCUGAUUCCGCGUUCGAUGUUGGUGAGGAGCUGCUCGACACGUAUUUGAGAGGGUGGGAGGCGCCUGUUGGGGAGAGCGAGGUUGUCAUUGUGGUCACUUGA